GAGCCAACUUCAGGCUGCUCGGAGGAAGCCCGUGCAAGUCACCUGGGCGCCAGCGCUGCCGCUCGGGCUCUCCCCCUGCAGGGAGAGCGGCACUCGCCGGCCUGGAUGUGGCUGGAUGUGGGGGGACUCCGCAGCCAGGGUGUCGUGGCGGUGACAAGCGCUGCAACAGGUAGACAGCGAGCGGAGGACCCCGGCCGAGGCAGUGUAUAAAGGAGCUUUAAUAUGGGAGAGAGCUUAAGAGCGAGGAAGGAAGCCACGCUCUUGAGUAGAAGUGGAUCCCAAGAAAAGGUUACCCAGCAAUGGAAACCAAAGGCUACCACAGUCUCUCUGAAGGUCCAGAUAUGGAACGACGCUGGGGUCAAGCUUCUCAGCCGGUGGAGCGUCCUUCACUCGGACCUGCAGAGCCCACUGAUGAGAACAACUACAUGGAGAUUGUCAACGUCAGCUGUGUUUCCGGUGCUACUCCAAACCACAGUACUCAAGGAAGCAGCAAGGAAAAACACGAGCUACUCCCUUGCCUUCAGCAAGACAGUGGUCGGUCUGGGAUUUUAACAUCUGAUAUUAAAACCGAGCUGGAAUCCAAGGAGCUUUCCGCCACGGUGGCUGAGUCAAUGGGUUUGUACAUGGAUUCUGUGAGAGAUGCCGAGUACACCUAUGAUCAGCAGAACCAGCAAGGAAGCGUGAGCCCAGCAAAGAUUUACCAGAACAUGGAGCAACUGGUGAAGUUUUACAAAGAGAACGGCCACCGGGCCUCCACGCUCAGCGGAAUGAGCAGGCCUUUGAGGUCGUUCCUGCCUGACUCCGGGGCCUCCGUGAACGGUGGGGUCUUGCGCGCCGCUGUGAAGAGCCCGAUCAUCUGUCACGAGAAGAGCCCCUCCGUUUGCAGCCCGCUGCACAUGCCAUCUUCCGUGUGCAGCCCCGCGGGCAUCAGCUCCAUGCCCUCCUCCACAGCGAGCUUUGGCAGUUUCCCAGUGCACAGCCCCAUCACUCAAGGAACUCCUCUGACAUGCUCCCCCAGUGUCGAAAACCGAGGCUCGCGGUCCCACAGCCCCGCACACGCUAGCAACGUGGGCUCCCCUCUCUCCAGUCCGUUAAGCAGCAUGAAGUCCCCCAUCUCCAGCCCUCCGAGCCACUGCAGUGCAAAGUCUCCCGUCUCCAGUCCCAACAACGUUCCUCUGCGCUCCUCUGUGUCCAGCCCGGCGAAUCUGAACUCAAGGUGCUCCGUUUCCAGCCCUUCCAACACCAACAACAGAUCCACGCUCUCCAGCCCGACAGCCAGCACAGUGGGCUCCAUCGGCAGCCCCGUCAGCAACGCCUUCGGCUACGCCGCUUCAGGCGCCUCCGCUGGAGCCGCUGCCCUCCAGGACGUGGUUCCCAGUCCAGACGCCCACGAGAAAGGUGCUCACGAAGUUCCUUUCCCCAAGACAGAGGAAGUCGAGAAGGCCAUCUCCAACGGUGUGGCUGGCCAGCUCAGCAUUGUCCAGUACAUAAAACCAGAACCAGAUGGGGCCUUCAGCAGCUCCUGCCUGGGAGGAAACAGCAAAAUCAACCCCAGUUCGCCAUUCUCGGUACCAAUAAAGCAAGAAUCAACCAAGCACUCAUGUUCAGGCGCCUCUUUUAGAGGGAACCCCGCGGUCAACCCAUUUCCGUUCAUGGACGGCUCAUAUUUUUCCUUUAUGGAUGAUAAAGACUACUAUUCCCUAUCAGGGAUUUUAGGACCACCUGUGCCCGCCUUUGAAGGCAGCUGCGAGGGCAGCGCAUUCCCAAUGGGGAUUAAGCAAGAACCAGAAGAUGGAAGCUAUUACCCCGAGGCCGGCAUCCCAUCCUCUGCCGUCGUUGGGGUGAAUUCGGGUGGACAGUCCUUUCACUACCGGAUUGGUGCUCAAGGGACAAUAUCUUUAUCACGGUCACCUAGAGACCAAUCUUUCCAACACUUGAGUUCCUUUCCACCCGUCAAUACGUUAGUGGAGUCGUGGAAACCGCACGGCGACCUGUCAUCUAGGAGAAGUGACGGAUAUCCGGUCCUAGAGUACAUUCCAGAAAACGUGUCAAGCUCUACUUUACGAAGUGUUUCUGCUGGGUCCUCGAGACCUUCCAAGAUCUGCCUGGUGUGCGGUGACGAGGCUUCGGGGUGCCACUACGGGGUCGUGACGUGCGGCAGCUGCAAAGUCUUCUUCAAAAGAGCGGUGGAAGGGCAACACAACUAUUUAUGUGCUGGAAGAAAUGACUGCAUCAUUGAUAAGAUUCGGCGAAAGAAUUGUCCUGCCUGCAGACUCCAGAAAUGUCUUCAAGCUGGUAUGAACUUAGGAGCUCGAAAGUCAAAGAAGCUGGGGAAGUUAAAAGGCCUUCAUGAGGAGCAACCACAGCAGCCCCCCCCACCACCACCCCAGAGCCCGGAAGAGGGGACCACGUAUGUCGCUCCGACCAAGGAGCCCUCCGUGAACUCUGCACUGGUCCCCCAGCUCACCUCCAUCACCCGCGCACUCACACCGUCCCCAGCCAUGAUCCUGGAGAACAUCGAGCCCGAGAUCGUGUACGCGGGCUACGACAGCUCCAAGCCUGACACUGCGGAGAACCUGCUCUCCACACUCAACCGCCUGGCAGGCAAACAGAUGAUCCAGGUCGUGAAGUGGGCCAAGGUACUUCCAGGAUUUAAAAACUUGCCUCUUGAGGACCAAAUUACCCUCAUCCAGUAUUCUUGGAUGUGUCUAUCAUCAUUUGCCUUGAGUUGGAGAUCGUACAAACAUACGAACAGCCAAUUUCUCUACUUUGCACCAGACCUAGUCUUUAAUGAAGAGAAGAUGCAUCAGUCUGCCAUGUAUGAGCUGUGCCAGGGGAUGCGCCAGGUCAGCCUUCAGUUCGUGCGCCUGCAGCUGACCUUCGAGGAGUACUCCAUCAUGAAGGUGCUGCUGCUACUAAGCACAGUUCCAAAAGAUGGCCUCAAGAGCCAGGCUGCAUUUGAAGAGAUGAGGACAAAUUACAUCAAAGAGCUGAGGAAAAUGGUCACCAAGUGUCCCAACAAUUCCGGACAGAGCUGGCAGAGAUUCUACCAACUGACCAAGCUUCUAGACUCCAUGCAUGAUCUGGUAAGCGACCUGCUCGAAUUCUGCUUCUACACCUUUCGAGAGUCCCAGGCUCUGAAGGUGGAGUUUCCCGCCAUGCUGGUGGAGAUCAUCAGCGACCAGCUGCCAAAGGUGGAGUCCGGGAACGCCAAGCCCCUUUACUUUCACAGGAAGUGAUGGAAGAUGUCAGUCAGGAAGAACUCUGCCUUAAGUUCUACACCUACGAAGGACCCAAGAAAUCACAUGUUAAAUGUGAUUGUUGAUUCACACUCGUUCAACGGUUUCUCAAGUUUAAAAUCACAUCAAGGGUCUGGAGGCCAGAAAGCCAUGAGACGUGGAUUUGGCAAGGCCUGAGCUGGCUAAAAGACUCUUCCCUCUCUACUCCCAGCGCUUAGAAAAAACGUUCCUGUUUCUCUGGAUGAAAAGCCAUAUCUAGUCAAUAACUCUGAUUUUGAUAUUUUAACAGAUGGAAGUUUUAACUAUGCCAUGUAGUUUCUGGUAUCUCUUGAUUGUUUUCAAAGGGUUCAAGGACUAGAGAACUUUUUAAAGCUUACCCUUGGUUUGCACAUAAAAUGUCUAGUCAAUAUGGGGCAUUAAUAUUCUUUUGUUAUUUAAAAACACAAAAAACACAAAAAUACAUACAGAUUCCUGAUGUAUAACAUCAGAACACGUGGCGUGGAACUGCGGCCUUCUGGGCACGUUUUUCUGCAUCGCUGGCAUACACACUCGUUAGCGUCCAUUUACUAUUUAAUUAGAAUGGGUAAGAUGUUAAAUGCCUUGGUUUCGAUUUCUAGUAUCUAUUGUGUUGGCUUUACAAAUAAUUUUUUGCAGUCUUUUGCUGUGCUGUACAUUACUGUAUGUAUAAAUUGUGAAGGGCCUGAAAUAAGGUAUAAGGAACUUUUGUAAAUGAGACACAUACAAAAAAAAAAUCUUUAAUGGUUAAUAGGAUGAAUGGGAAAGUAUUUUUGAAAGAAUUCUAUUUUGCUGGAGACUAUUUAAGUACUAUCUUUGUCUAAACAAGGUAAAACUUUUUUUUGUAACGUGAGAUGCUCUGCAUGCGUACUGAACCGUUUACAGUGUAUUUAAGAAAGGGAAAGCUGUGCCUUUUUUUAGCUUCAUAUCUAAUUUACCACUUUAUAGUCUCUGUUGUAAAUAGCCACACUUAAACUUCUUUGGUUGUCUCUAAGCCUUUCUACUUUUUCUGUAACAUUUUUUUUCUUGGUCUCCCGAGUGGGGAAUUUUCAAGACUCCAGUGAGUGGUUCUGGCUUCUGCUUUUUCCUGCUUCCAUCGGGGAUAACACAACAGUGUCUGCAGCUCCUGGCAGGUGGCAGUGCCCACUGGACCGAGGUCCUGAGAGUGCUGUCCUUCCCCUUUUCCACAAAAAGCAGAACCUAGAAACUCGGCUCAGAGAGCACAAUUCUCCCAUUUUAGGAAAUCUGAUUUUCUUCUCUGGGGGAAAAAUUCCAUGCACCCUCCACGUCUGUCAAAGAUCAGAAAGUGACCUCUGGCUUUGGACAGGGUUCUUCACGCCUGGAGCUGGUCAUGGGGCAGCAAUCAUGGCAGGAGGCACUGGGGCAACCCAUCUGGGCAAGAGUCAAUCAGGAUGGUGUGGAGACCCCCCAGAUCACUAGAAGCUUUUUAGAUUUUUUUAAAGGUAGGUUUUAAAAAUGAAAAUUUUAUACAUAAACAGUUUUGGAGGAAAAAAAACACAAAAACACUACAAAUCACAUAAGCAAGGCAGUGGCACUAAAAUUUUAAUUUAUUAAUCUGUCCAAUACUGAUGCAAUUUAUGGCUUUUCUCCUUUCCCGAAUCACAAACCUGCAUGUCUCUGGGGAAGCACACGAUGAUUGCACUAAGUAAUCUUUGAAUAGAGGCCAAGUUAAUCUUUCAAACGUGGUGAUGACUCUCAUUAGUACUCCGCAAAAUCACACAAAUUCCCAACACCUAAAACGCCCAAGCAGGAGGCUGGGACAAGGCUCCAGUGGGCCUGCGCUCUCCCACAGGGUUCACCGUGCAGGCAACAUUACCUUGUCAUUCACAAUGCCUGCCUUCUGCAAGGGGAAGCCCAGGGCCGCUGAACUCAGAGGGAGGGGCCUUUCUUACAUCCGUUGCAAUUUCAAGAAUUUAAUUUAUAGGCAGAUCUUUAAACGCAGCCAACUUACACGCACAGCAAUAUGAAAGCCACACUUCAAAGGUGGUGAUCCCCGGCAUGCAGAUGAGGGGUUCUGGGGCAAAGGAGCCGAGUUAACUCUUAAUGAAACUGGAAUUCCAUCUUAGCCGGGCCUGAGGUGGAGGAGGUCUGCAUUAGCUUUUUGUAUUAAUGAAGUUACUGGAUCCUGUGUCUCUGGGUAACUCAGCUUAACUAAACAGCAAAGCCAUAUUCUCUAAAUUCACUGUUGAAUGCCUGUCCCAGGCCAAACUGUCUGUCUGCUCUUAUUUUUGUACCAUAUUGCUCUUAAAAAUCUUGGUUUGGUACAAUUCAUAAUUCACCAAAACUUCAUAUAAUUAAAACACUAAAUUAGUUUAAAAUGAAGCAAUUUAUAUCUUUAUGCAAAAAUGUCUGUCUUUGCAAAGGACUGUAAGCAGAUUACAAUAAAUCCUUUACUUUAA
Molecule: messenger RNA, 5674 nt
Organism: Psammomys obesus (fat sand rat)
Lineage: Eukaryota; Metazoa; Chordata; Mammalia; Rodentia; Muridae
Gene: Nr3c2
Product: nuclear receptor subfamily 3 group C member 2
Exons: 10
Coding region: 300-3239 (979 amino acids)
Biological process (GO): regulation of DNA-templated transcription
Molecular function (GO): zinc ion binding; DNA-binding transcription factor activity; sequence-specific DNA binding
Source: RefSeq, a predicted model, not a curated record